AUGUUGGUAGCCCACGUCAUCUGGAAUUGCUGGGAAGACUUCAUCGCGGCCCAAGAAAAGGAGGAGUAUCCAGUGGAAUCAAUCCAACUCUCGGCCCUCAGAAAAUUAUUUUCAGACCCUACAGUUCCCAUCUCCCAGGUGGCACUUGAGCUUGCCACUCCUAUACUAAAAGAGCUAGAGAAAAAUCCCGGCAAGACGGUGGACUGUUUCCGUCUCUGGCGCACAAUUGAGGCGGCCAUUAAACAGCUCACAGAUUACAACGAUAAGCUGGUUGAACUGGUAAUUGAGUUUCAGAAGGUUCCGGACCAAGCGGGCAUUAUUGGCUGUAUGCAGGAUUUUAGGGAGCACUGGACAGAGUUCGCAUUCGACUACUUGGAUCUACCCUCUUGGGAACCUGCCGAGGAACGUGCAGCUAAUCGCCAGGGCUGGAUCAAUAUGAACGCUUUUGGGGCAAAACUCUCCCUCUGUGGUGCCCCAGAGCUCGAUGAGAGACCUCGCGCGGCCCUCCUGAUGAGACAAGCUCUCGAGAAAACUCCCUGGGAAGUUUUCCACCACCCUGACCUCGACGAGGAGGAAGACCUAGAAGACGAUGAUUACCCUACUUGGCGAGCCCACCAAUUCGAACUCCGCGAUGUCAGAACAUUGAAUAGCUCUGUCCCCGCGGCUGCCAUGUGGAUGAAGAUCAACGCCUCGGGCAUAUAUGAGAUGAAUGGACGCCCAAUGACAGGCGACUAUGACUGUCACAGAGCCGACUCAAACUGGAAGGGCGAGCCGGUAUGGUCGAAGGAAAGGUUUGCAUUUUGGAGGGAGAGAUUCGAGUGGAUUAGCAAUGUGUCCGUACUUGAUAAGGAGACAAAGAAAGCCGCCAAGGAGGCCGCGGAGGCAAUGAAGAAGGUUGAGGACGAAAACCAACGAACUCCGAGCUAA
This is a messenger RNA of Venustampulla echinocandica, 927 nucleotides long. RefSeq lists its product as uncharacterized. The coding region runs from base 1 to 927 and encodes 308 amino acids. NCBI's taxonomy places the organism in Eukaryota, Fungi, Ascomycota, Leotiomycetes, Helotiales, Pleuroascaceae. The transcript is spliced from 2 exons. The record is from RefSeq and is a predicted model, not a curated record.